UUCUUGGAUGAAUAAGAACCCCUUAAUUUUAAUUUAUUGUAUUUAGAAUAGUUUGAAUUUUGUUGAAUCUACAGCUUGCUGUCUGCUUUAUAGUCACAAAUCUCGACAAUUUAAUAUCUAUUCGUAAUGUCUAUCUCUAAGAAGGGCAAAAGCUGGUUUAAGCCAUUAAUGGAGUUUGAUGACGAGCCUCCUAAAAAGAAAUCUCCUGAAAGAAUCACUGACACUAAAGAAAAUGCAGCCAGCCCACAAAAAGCAGGCAGCAAACUCUUGAACAUAAAUCACAAAAAUUGGAUGAAAAACUUUGAUCCAGUAAAAGUAGAAGAUUUAGCCGUGCAUACCAAAAAAGUACAAGAAGUGGAGCAAUGGAUGCAGUCUAUGUCGGACGCCUGCCGCGGAGACAUGUUGCUCCUCACUGGCCCUGUGGGCUGCGGGAAAACUGUAACUGUUGAGACUCUGGCAGCUAAAUAUAAUUUUAAAGUAACUGAAUGGAUAACACCACUUGAUAUUGAUAUGCCAACUGAGUAUGGUGAUUAUGAAUUUCGUGAAAAGCAAUCAACAAAGUUCCGUGACUUCAUAAUUAAUGCAGCAAAUUUUACAUCCUUGUUGGACAAUAAUAGUAAAAAGCUGGUUUUGGUGGAAGAUUUUCCAAAUACUUUUACAAGAACUCCCUCAGAAUUUUCUGAUGUAUUAGAGCAGUACAAAAAUAGAGCUAAAUCUCCAAUAGUGUUCAUAUGUUCUGAAUUGCACAGUGAUAACAAAAAUAGUGUGCUAAAUCUUUUUUCUCCCCAAUUAAAGGAGAAAUUCAACAUACAACACAUAUCUUUCAACAGUGUAUCACCAACUGGUCUUAAAUCGGCCCUGAAGAGAGUAUCAGAGAUCAUUAGCAAGAAGUACAGUUCAGUGUACACCACGCCAGGAGCUGACCUCAUUGACUGCGUCAUCAACUCGUCUGCGGGGGAUGUCCGAUCAGCUGUUCUAAAUUUGCAUUUUGCGUGCCUUAAAGGUUCAAAUUCAUCAUUAGAAAAGAGUCAGUUCCUUGAAAAAGAAAACAAAAGUAAAGCCACAAAGAAAAAGAAAUCAUCAAACAAGUUCACAUCCCUGGGAAAGGACCAGACUGUCAGCAUUCUUCAUGGUGUAGGAAGGGUUUUAAACCCGAAAGUGAUCCAAGACGGAGAGAAGCAGAGGUUGAGCCACGCUCCGGCGGAAGUGAUAGAGCAGUUCCUGAGUCAGCCGUCGUCGUUCGUGAAUUUCUUGCAUGAGAACUAUUUGCCUCACUUCUCGUGCGUGGACCACGCGCAGCGAGCCGCCGCCGCACUCAGCGACGCCGACUACAUGCUCUCGGAGUGGAGGGAACGGGUCUGCCAGGAAUUUGGGCUGUACAUUGCCACCGCAGGACUAAUGCUUUCUAAUAAAGCUCCUGUGUCUGCGUGGAACCCGGUUCGAGGACCAAAGAAUAUGAAAAUACAGUACCCGUCCAUUACAGAUAUACCGCUAUUAGAUCCUGAUUAUUUGUACAAAGGAAAAGUACUAGUUACAGAUUAUAAGACUUUGUGUAAUAUUAUCAACAAGUGCUAAACGUUAUUUAUUAAUGAAUAAAAAAAUAUGUUUCAAAUUAAA
Plutella xylostella (diamondback moth) is the source of this 1617-nucleotide messenger RNA. RefSeq names its product Rad17 checkpoint clamp loader component (gene Rad17). NCBI's taxonomy places the organism in Eukaryota, Metazoa, Arthropoda, Insecta, Lepidoptera, Plutellidae. Gene Ontology annotation, biological process: mitotic DNA replication checkpoint signaling; DNA repair; DNA damage checkpoint signaling. Gene Ontology annotation, molecular function: DNA clamp loader activity; chromatin binding. The record is from RefSeq and is a predicted model, not a curated record.